UGUGGGACCCACCGGCGUCGAGCUCCAACACUAGCCGCGUGCAUUAAACGCAUGCUAUCGACAGCGUCUCUUCCCAUCACAUCCGUCAUCCACUCUACACCGCCAGACACUCAACCACCAUGGCUUGGGCUUGGGUUGACAGCUUCAACACGCGCGUGGCGACCUCGCCGUUCGGAAAGUACUUUCGCCUCGAGGGUUCAGGCCAUGCCAAGGAGCGCAAGGGCACCGUCUUCACCACCGAGGUGCGCGCCGGCAUGGCGACCUUCUUCGCCAUGGCCUACAUUAUCAGCGUGAACUCGGCCAUUGUCUCGGACUCGGGAGGAACCUGUGUCUGCCCCGCCGAGUCCAUGGCGGACCUCUGCGUCAGCAACCCAGAGUACAUGCAGUGUGUGCAGGAGAUCCGGCGCGACCUCGUCACCGCCACGGCCGCCAUCGCCGCCCUGUCCACCUUCUGCAUGGGCCUGUUCGCCAACCUCCCCAUCGCCCUUGCUCCGGGCAUGGGCCUCAACGCGUACUUCGCCUACACUGUCGUCGGCUUCCACGGCUCGGGUCUCGUUCCUUACAAGGUCGCUCUUACUGCCGUCUUUGUCGAGGGCUUCGUCUUUGUUGGUCUCACGCUCCUCGGUAUCCGUCAAUGGCUCGCCCGUGCCAUCCCUGCGUCCAUCAAGCUCGCGACGGCCGUCGGUAUCGGUCUCUACCUUACCAUCAUCGGCAUGACCUACGCCGCCGGUAUCGGUCUCAUCACCGGUGCUCAGGCCACCCCGGUCGAGCUCGGUGGAUGCCACCCCUCGAUGCGCGACAAGGACGGUAUCUGCCCUAGCUCGGACAAGAUGCGCAACCCUACCAUGUGGAUCGGCAUCUUCUGCGGCGGUAUCUUCACCGUCAUGCUCAUGAUGUUCCGCGUCAAGGGUGCCAUCAUCUUCGGUAUCCUCCUCGUCUCCAUCAUCUCGUGGCCGCGCGGCACCCCCGUCACGAACUUCCCCCACACCCCCCUCGGAAACGACGCGUUCGACUUCUUCAAGAAGGUCGCGACUUUCCACCCCAUCAAGCACACCCUCAACGUCCUCGACUUCAACAUCAAGGAGCACGGCGGCCAGUUCGGUCUUGCCUUCAUCACCUUCCUCUACGUUGACAUUCUCGACGCUACCGGUACCAUGUACGCCAUGGCCAAGUUUGGUGGUUUCCUCGACAAGCGUACCCAGGACUUUGAGAACUCGUCGAUCGCCUACUGCAUCGACGCCUUCGGCAUCUCGAUCGGCUCCCUCUUCGGUGCUCCCCCCGUCACUGCCUUCAUCGAGUCGGGUGCUGGUAUUCUUGAGGGUGGCAGGACCGGUAUCACGUCCAUGGUGACCGGCUUCUGCUUCUUCAUCGCGGUCUUCUUCGCGCCGAUCUUCGCCUCCAUCCCUCCCUGGGCUACCGGCUGUACUCUUAUCCUCGUCGGCGCCCAGAUGGCUGCCGAGUCGCGCAACAUCAACUGGAAGUACAUGGGCGACGCUAUUCCAAGCUUCCUCUGCCUGGCGAUCAUGCCCUUCACCUACUCGAUCGCCUACGGUCUUAUCGCCGGAAUCUGCUCUUACAUUCUCAUCAACGUGACUGUUUGGCUUAUCGAGAAGGCGUCUGGCGGCCGUAUCCGUCCCCAGAACAAGGACGACAAGGAGCCCUGGACGUACAAGCUCGAGGGCGGUUUCCUCCCGCCUUGGCUCAACAAUGUCACGCACGGCCGCAAGCCUUGGGCGGACGACCCGGAGGCCAACGUCGCUCACUACGACGACGAUGAGGACAAGGACGACGCUCCCACGCGUACCGGCUCUGGCCAGCAGGACGCCCUGGCCCUCCCCAAACAAAAGGAGGAGGCCGACAACCAGCUCAAGGCUUGAGCCGGUGCCAAGACAUAUACAACUUCCGAGGGAUCUUCAGUACUAUAGUCCGGCAUGACCUACAUGCAUGUGUAUAACACAGAACA
Molecule: messenger RNA, 1963 nt
Organism: Vanrija pseudolonga
Lineage: Eukaryota; Fungi; Basidiomycota; Tremellomycetes; Trichosporonales; Trichosporonaceae
Gene: SPBC887.17
Product: Putative xanthine/uracil permease
Exons: 3
Coding region: 120-1877 (585 amino acids)
Biological process (GO): guanine transport; transmembrane transport; adenine transport
Cellular component (GO): plasma membrane
Molecular function (GO): purine nucleobase transmembrane transporter activity
Source: RefSeq, a predicted model, not a curated record